This is a messenger RNA of Sorex araneus (European shrew), 1971 nucleotides long. RefSeq names its product copine family member 9 (gene CPNE9). The record is from RefSeq and is a predicted model, not a curated record. NCBI's taxonomy places the organism in Eukaryota, Metazoa, Chordata, Mammalia, Eulipotyphla, Soricidae. Gene Ontology annotation, molecular function: calcium-dependent phospholipid binding. Gene Ontology annotation, biological process: cellular response to calcium ion. Gene Ontology annotation, cellular component: plasma membrane.
CAGCCGGAGCCGCCGCCGCCGGCCGCACAGUGCCCGCGCCGCGAGCGGCGGGAAGGAGCGCACGGGCGGGACGCGCCGCGGCCCCCGGCCCCCGGCCCCCGGCCCAGCCAUGUCCCUCGGCGGCCCCCCGGAGCGCAGCGUGCCGGCCACCAAGAUCGAGAUCACCGUGUCCUGCCGGAACCUGCUGGACCUGGACACUUUCUCCAAGUCGGACCCCAUGGCCGUGCUGUACACGCAGAGCCGGGCCAGCCAGGAGUGGCGAGAGUUCGGGAGGACCGAGGUCAUCGACAACACGCUGAACCCGGACUUCGUGCGCAAAUUCGUCCUCGACUACUUCUUCGAGGAGAAGCAGAACCUGCGCUUCGACGUGUACAAUGUGGACUCCAAAACCAACGUCUCCAAACCGGAUUUCCUGGGACAAGCCUUCCUGGCGCUGGGCGAGGUGAUCGGAGGGCAGGAGCGCGUGGAGAGACCCCUCACGGGUGUGCCGGGCAAGAAAUGCGGGACCAUACUGCUGACUGCCGAGGAGCUUAGCAACUGUCGGGACAUUGCCACCAUGCAGCUGUGUGCCAACAAGCUGGACAAGAAGGACUUCUUUGGGAAGUCGGACCCUUUCCUGGUGUUCUACAGGAGCAAUGAGGAUGGCACGUUCACCAUCUGCCACAAGACAGAGGUGGUGAAGAACACCCUGAACCCCGUGUGGCAGCCCUUCAGCAUCCCGGUGCGGGCUCUCUGCAACGGAGACUACGACAGAACAGUGAAAAUCGAUGUGUACGACUGGGACCGAGAUGGAAGCCAUGACUUCAUUGGCGAGUUCACCACCAGCUACCGGGAGCUCAGCAAGGCCCAGAACCAGUUCACCGUGUAUGAGGUCCUUAACCCCCGGAAGAAGUGUAAAAAGAAGAAAUACGUCAACUCGGGAACUGUGACACUGCUCUCCUUCUCCGUGGACUCAGAAUUCACGUUUGUGGACUAUAUCAAGGGAGGGACACAGCUCAACUUCACGGUCGCCAUCGACUUCACGGCUUCCAAUGGGAACCCCCUGCAGCCGACCUCGCUGCACUACAUGAGCCCCUACCAGCUCAGCGCCUACGCCAUGGCCCUCAAGGCGGUGGGAGAGAUCAUCCAGGACUACGACAGCGACAAGCUCUUCCCGGCCUACGGCUUCGGGGCCAAGCUGCCCCCCGAGGGCCGGAUCUCCCACCAGUUCCCCCUGAACAACAAUGACGAGGACCCCAACUGCGCGGGCAUCGAGGGCGUGCUGGAGAGCUACCUGCGGAGCGUGCGCACCGUGCAGCUCUACGGGCCCACCUACUUCGCGCCCGUCAUCAACCAGGUAGCCAGGGCUGCCGCCAAGAUCUCUGACGGCUCCCAGUACUACGUUCUGCUCAUCAUCACCGACGGGGUCAUCUCUGACAUGACGCAGACCAAGGAGGCCAUCGUCAGCGCCUCCUCGCUGCCCAUGUCCAUCAUAAUCGUGGGUGUGGGGCCCGCCAUGUUUGAAGCCAUGGAAGAGCUGGACGGGGAUGACGUCCGUGUGUCCUCUCGGGGACGCUACGCGGAGCGCGACAUUGUUCAGUUCGUGCCAUUCCGGGACUAUGUGGACCGGUCGGGGAACCAGGUGCUGAGCAUGGCUCGACUGGCCAAGGACGUGCUGGCCGAGAUCCCGGAGCAGCUGCUGUCCUACAUGCGCACCAGGGACAUCCAGCCGCGGCCCCCGCCCCCGGCCACCCCGACUCCGACGCCAGCGACCGAGCAGCCCUGAGGGGCCCCCCAAUGCCCAGCAGCCUGCCCGCCUGCCACCCACUGCUUCUGCCGAAAGCCAGAGGCUCCCGGAGCCCCGGCCUCACCAGGCGGCCAGCUUGGAGGACAGAUGCCAUCUCAGCCGCCCACCCCCGUGCCCGCCGCAGGCUCUGGCACUGCCACCACUUCCCUGUUUUCCUGCUAAUAAUAAAGCUGAUCUUUAUGCCA